Molecule: messenger RNA, 1242 nt
Organism: Theileria annulata
Lineage: Eukaryota; Apicomplexa; Aconoidasida; Piroplasmida; Theileriidae
Exons: 5
Coding region: 1-1242 (413 amino acids)
Source: RefSeq, a predicted model, not a curated record
AUGGAGCUGGAAGUGGAUAUCGUCAGACAAAAUUUGAACAGUGGUGGGACAAAUGUCCCAGUGUUUGAUGAUUCUCAAAACUUAGAAGAAUUUCCUGAUAAUUUAAAGGGAAAUGACCCGAGUUCAAACCCCGAACAAGAAGUCUACGAGCCUGACAUUUCAUCCAUGGGCUCCGAUUCAACUCUAUACAACGAAGUAGACGAAUCCACACAAGUGGUUGAAAAUUGUAAUUUAGAAACUAAAAAUGAGGUUAAUCUUGAUAAUUGUCCAAAACUGAUAAUGUGUGACCAAAAUUCAUACCAACAACAUGUUGAGAAUCAUACCAAUUCUGGUACUAGAGAUAAGAAUGAUCCUGGUACCAAAGAUGAUGGUGAAGGUGAUAUAUUAAUGGGUAUGAAUAACGAAAAUGAAAUGUUACCCGAGGGAUGGGUAAGAUGUGGAAAUGGUUUGAAAACUGAGUUUCCAAACACUCCAAAAAACAAUUUGGAAGGUGAUUUUGAGUCCAGUAAUCUCUUUAUUGACUUUACUAACAAUCAAACAAAUUUUAUGGUUAAUAAUUCAGUAAAAAACUCACUGAUGUCGUUCGAUAGAAGUGCAGUUAAGGAGCUGAAAGAAGGCUUUGUUUCCAUAAAGGCGUCCAAACCUCUCUCAGAUAAAUUUUUACAUCCCAAACACAGGGAACAACAGACUCCUAAAACCAAUAGCUUUCCAAACGGAAAACCUAAUACAAGAAAUGUCAAGGUGAAGGGAACUAACCUCGUCACUUUCCAGCACUCUUUGAGGAACAAUACCUAUCUAAACUCUCCUAAUGAAGAAUUUUGCAAUAUCAAUUCUCACAAUGACUCUGAAUAUAAGAAGAAUCUUAUCUCUCAUGUUGAGGAUCUUGUAAGGAAAUACAGGCAACUUGCUAUCGAUGCUGUGAAUGCAGCAAGGGACGAGCAGAAGAAGUGUAAAGAGGAGUGCCAAAAGGCCUAUUCAACUGCCUACAAUGCAUGUCUAAAGUAUGAAAAGGAUCUCAAAAACACUGUUAAGUUUGCCCUAAAGGAGUACCAUCACAACAGCAGAGAUGAAUACUGGUCUCCGCCAGACCAGAGGAACAAUUUUCAUGGGACUAACCAGGCCCUUAGGAACAAUUAUAGGGAUGAGAGGGUGGUUAACCACCGUCUUCUAAAACAGGACCUAUCUUACAAUUAUGAAGUCGACGAGUUGCUAUUAACUGACUUUGAAAAUAACGUUUGUUGA